This is a messenger RNA of Anguilla rostrata (American eel), 4439 nucleotides long. Its product is annotated as 1-phosphatidylinositol 4,5-bisphosphate phosphodiesterase delta-3-A-like. Gene Ontology annotation, biological process: release of sequestered calcium ion into cytosol; lipid metabolic process; phosphatidylinositol-mediated signaling. Bases 608 to 2947 code for a protein of 779 amino acids. The transcript has 15 exons. The record is from RefSeq and is a predicted model, not a curated record. Lineage: Eukaryota; Metazoa; Chordata; Actinopteri; Anguilliformes; Anguillidae. Gene Ontology annotation, molecular function: phosphatidylinositol-4,5-bisphosphate phospholipase C activity; calcium ion binding.
CUCCCUCUCCGGCUCAUGCCAUCAAUAGAACUACCCCAGGCCUACCAGCAUGCAACAAAAGCUAGAGAGCUCUCCUAGGCUGAUUCAAAACCAAUACAAGUGGUUUAAAUAUAAAAUGAAAUUUUCAAUAACUCUAUAUGACGUCUUGCAACUGAAGCAAAAGUGGCGUUCAUAUUUGUGUGAGCAAAAUACUGUGGAUAGGCUACAAUACGGGCACAACAACCUCUCGUGAAAUAGCCUCAUCUCAGGUCAUGACAGCGAUCGCAACUGCAUAUUCUUUCAGUGACUCCGAUCAGGGUGAGAUCAGAGGAGACCUCUGAAACAUUUUAGCUGCUGCCAUUUUAUAAUGGGUCGUAAUUCUUAUAAUUGCGUGUCAAAUACAGCAGUUUGUAGCCUGGGGCCUUGUGGCGGGCUAGCUACAACACAUAUCUAGCUGAACGAGCCAUUUUAGCGAGACGUUGCACUUUUAAUCCUUUUCGUUGUCCGGUUUCUGGAGCCUUGCCAACAACAGCCAAUGAAAAAUAACUGCAAAUAUACAAUAACAUGUCGACGUGAAGCAGCUGUUUUCCAUGAAGUGCUUCCUGUAGUUUAGAGCCACAGGGAAAGGAUGGAGUGCGUCCGACGUAAAAGAAGAUUGCAAGGAGGUGAGCACACCCAGAAGAUGAGGAAUUUAAGAUGUGGCGUGCUGGACGACGCGGACGUGCGGGUGAUGCUCCGCGGCUCCAGCAUGGUGAAGGUGCGGUCGCAGCGCUGGCAGAAGAGCCGCAGCCUCCGGCUGCUGGAGGACGGCGUCACCGUGUGGUGCGAGUCCAGCAAGAGCUCCCGCAGGGCCAAGGCUCAGCAGACCUUCGCGGUGACGGAGGUGGAGUGCGUGCGCGAGGGCUGCCAGUCGGAGGCGCUGCGGACGCUGUGCGGGUCAGUGCCGGAGGGCCAGUGCUUCACCGUGGUGUUCCGGGGCGGGCGGAAGAGCCUGGACCUCUGCUGCCCCACGGAGCAGGAGGCCCGGAGCUGGGUCCGCGGCAUCCGCACCCUCCAGGACCGCGUGUCCGGCAUGACCCAGAAGGAGAAACUGGACCACUGGAUCCAGGGCUUCCUGCGGCGGGCGGACCAGAACCAGGACGGGAAGAUGAGCUACGAGGAGGUGAAGCGGCUGCUCCAGAUGAUCAACAUCGACCUGAGCGAGCAGUACGCCCGCUCGCUCUUCAAGAAGUGUGACCGCUCGGGGGACGGGCGUCUGGACCACGUGGAGAUCGAGGAGUUCUGCAGGGAGCUCCUCCGCCGGCCCGAGCUCGACUCCGUCUUCCGCCGUUACUCCGGCAACGGCUGCGUGCUGACCACCGCCGAGCUGCGCGACUUCCUGGGAGACCAGGGGGAGGACGCCUCGCUGGACCACGCCCAGAACCUCAUCCUCAAAUACGAGCUCAACACCUGGGCUCAGAAGCACCAGCUGAUGACGCAGAACGGGUUCACCAUGUACAUGCUGUCCCAAGAGAACGACGUGUUCAACCCCGCCCACUCCGAGGUCUACCAGGACAUGACCCUCCCCCUGUCCCACUACUUCAUCUCCUCUUCGCACAACACCUACCUCACCAAGGACCAGGUCACCAGCGCCAGCAGCACCGAGCCCUACAUCAGGGCUCUGAAUCAAGGCUGCCGCUGCGUGGAGCUGGACUGCUGGGACGGGGACCGAGGCGAGCCGGUCAUCUACCACGGCCACACCCUCACCUCCAAGGUGACCUUCAGGGAGGUGAUUGAGACCAUCGCCCAGUACGCCUUCACGGCCUCUCCUUACCCCCUGAUCCUGUCUCUGGAGAACCACUGCUCCGUGGAGCAGCAGGCAGUGAUGGCCCGAGACCUGCGCUCCAUCCUGGGGGACAGACUCCUGAGCAAGCCCCUGAACAGCCAGCCCCUGGAGCAGCUGCCCUCCCCAGCUGAACUGAAGGGGCGGAUCCUAGUGAAGGGAAAGAAGGAACAAGGUAAGCUGGGGAAGAUGGACAGCUGCUCAUGGUCCUCCUCCAGCUCUGAGGACGAAUCGGGGGGCGGGGGCGGGAGCAAAUCCAAAGGAAAGAAAGACCCUGGGAAGCCCGUCCCGUCGUCGAAGCUGAGCCCGGAGCUGUCGGCUCUGGUGGUGUACUGCAGCAGCGUUCCCUUCCACGGGUUCGAGCACGCCGCGAAGAAGCCCCCCAGCAACAUGUCGUCCUUCUCCGAGAACAGCGCCCUCCGCCACAUCAAGGACUCAGGAAACCUGUUCGUCCGGCACAACAGCAAGUACCUGAGCCGGAUCUACCCGUCCGGCCAGCGGCUGCAGUCCUCCAACUACGACCCCCAGGAGAUGUGGAACUGCGGCUGCCAGAUGGUGGCCCUCAACUUCCAGACGCCGGGGGAGCAGAUGGACCUGAACCAGGGCCGCUUCCUGCCGAACGGCCGCUGCGGCUACGUCCUGAAGCCCGGCUUCCUGUGCGAGCCCGACUCCAACUUCAACCCCGAGAACACGGGCGGCGGCCCGGGCCACGUCCCCACCAUGCUGAGCAUCCGGGUGCUCUCGGCCCAGCAGCUGCCCAAACUGAACACGGGCAAGCCCAACUCCAUCGUGGACCCGCAGGUGUGGGUGGAGAUCCACGGCGUGGGCAUCGACAACACCCGCGACAGAACGCACCGCGUCAACAACAACGGCUUUAACCCCAUGUGGGACUGCACCCUGACCUUCCAGCUGCAGGUGCCUGAGCUGGCGCUGGUGCGCUUUGUGGUGGAGGACCAUGACCACACUUCUAAGAACGACUUUGUGGGGCAGUUUACCCUGCCCUUCACCAGCUUCCGUACAGGGUACCGACACGUGCACCUGCUGAAGGCCGACGGCUCCAGCCUUUCUCCCGCCACCCUCUUCAUCCACAUCACGGUGUCCCGCAGGGGCAUCCCCAUCAAGAGCGUGUCCCGGCGUAUGGUGUGACCCCUCCCCCCCCUUCCCCCGUCACUCACGCCUUGGCUCCGCCCACGCUAAAGGAGAGAGCCCUCCCGCUGGGGGGCGGAGUCAGAGGGGUUGAGUUGCGGCCUGCCUUUCUCCACUAUCUCCUCUCGACACCUGCAGAAGUCCGGACGAAACAGCUUCCCCCGGCUGAAGACAGGAACUGCCCACCAUGCCGGUCGCCAUAGAGACUGGAGCUGAUUGGCGCCUCUGGGGUAUCUUGGGUUAGAGUAGCUCACCUGCCAGGCGGGCAGGAAGUGGGCUCGGAGAAGGCCCUCGGUCACGUGAUUAAGGUGCUGGGAUUUUCAGCUGCGUUCUAAACGCCAACGCCUUGGUGUUCGAGUCCUUAUUCAUAGAGAUAGGACUGUCUACGCCCAAUUAAAGUUUUAUCGUGUUUUAAAUGUCUUUUUAACUGAGGCUUGACAUUUAGAAAAGUAGCAGAAACAGGGGAAAACCCAGAGAUAUAUUACGAGGAAUAUUGUGCCCAGCGGAUCUGUACUUAAAUGAUGUAGAUGUAUCAUUUAUGGGAGAUAAUUACUUACUGGAGGGAACAUCUGUGUUGUUCCACAUAGACUUAAUUAGAGUACUAAUUAAAUAUUGAAGGAUAAGGCUGGAUAAAUUCAUUGCACCUUCUAAAGAAAAACGGAGAAUAUUAGAGUACUGCGGCUCAUCUGUGUAUAUAGACUGUGACAGCAAUGUUGCCCAGGUAAUGUCCUCUUAAAGCUACUGUAAUGUUACACUAACACACACUUUUGUCAUACAUACAGGACCUGAGCUGUGACUGUGACACAUUUUAACCAUUUUAACUAUUUUAGGAUAAUGUUUAGGUGUGAUUUUCCCAUACGAAAAGCCUUAGGUGUGGGAUUGAACCUAUCUGUACAGAAAUACUACAUCUCCAUGCCUGCUUUGUACAGAGGUAUCAUGUGACUUCACUAAGUCUGUGACUGAAGAUUUGAUUGACUGGCCCUAUCAGGAGUUAAUGAAUUGGUCAUAAACUUGGGGGAUUUAUGUGGUCUGAGGCCUAACCCAGUUCUUUAAUUUUUUUUAAAGUAUUCAUAUGGUUUGUUUACAUUGCCAAUUUGGUAUAUCAUUUUAUAUUGUCUGAGUUGAAGCGUCUUUGCUCUUUGUCGAUUUAUUAUCAUUAUUAAUGAACAGGUCAGUGGUUGUGAUGUCAUGACCCCUAACAACUGUGCCUCCUCUUUUCUUAGUAUGAAGUAUGUCUUAGAUAUACCUUGCACUAUUGUAUUGAUGUCACUAUUGAUGAAUGUUAAUUGAUCAGAAAUACUGAACAUUGUUCAUCAUAAGACCAGUCACAAUGCUAUAAUUCAUACUGACCAAGUCAGUUGCGAACAACUGGCUUUAAGUGGAUAUGACUGGAAAAAUAGUCUUCAUUUCAGUCAGAAUUCCCUCCGUUUUGCUUUUUUCAGAAAUGUGAACGUCAACUUCCUUUGUCUAUAGUUUUGUUCAAACUGCCUGC